AUGCCUGUUGUCUUAAUAGAUCCAGAUGUGGUCGUCCGUAUAGCAGAAAUGCCACUAGUGAGCUCUGCCUAUGAUAAGGUCUCAGCAACCUAUGCUGAAACAAAAGAGGCCCAUCCUCUUGUUAAAUCCAUUUUGGAUGCAGCAGAGACGGGCAUCAAGAAAGCAGCAACUGUUGCAGCUAUUGGUGUGCAACCUGUUCUGACUCACCUGGAGCAUCAAAUUGCAGUAGUGAAUGAAUUUGCCUGCCAAGGAUUAAACAAGCUGGAAGAGCAACUGCCAAUUCUUAAACAGCCAGUGGAUAAGGUUAUUUUGGACACCAAAGAGCAUCUGACUUUAAUGCUGGCAAUUGCUGAAGAUGCUGUUAGGGGGGCAAAGGAUGUAGUGACUGGCAUGGCAGGUAGGGCCAAACAAGCUGUGCAAGGAAGGAUAGAAGCAACCAAAUCUGUGGUCAUCAGUGGCGUGAGUGCUAUCAUGGGCUCUGCUUUGGGUGACCAAAUGGCCAAUAUCCUGGAUGCCUUACUGGGAAUAUCUGAGGACUGGGUGGAUCAUUUCCUCCCAAUAACAGAUGAAGAACUGGCUAAGCUUGCAAGUUCUGUUGAAGGGCUUAAUUCAGUUACUGUGGAAGAACAGAAACAGCAAAGGGCCUACUAUGCACACUUGGGCUCGUUCCCACCCAAACUGCGCCGGCGUGCUUACCUGCAUUCAGUGGCCAAAGUGAAGAAAGUGAACCAAACUAUUCAGGAUGGACUUUCCAAGAUUCAUCAAAUGAUUGAUCUGAUCCAAUAUUCCAAGCAGGCUGCUGAUCUAAAAUGUGACGAUCUCCAGGAGCAGCUGAACAAGAUGUGGCUGCAGUGGUACACACCAGACCAAGGAGAGGGUCAAGAGGAGAGCUUGGCAAAUCCAGAGCAAAUAGAAUCUUCUGUGCUAGUGGGAUUGCACAACAUCACCGAGCAGCUGCAGGCCACCUGUUGUGACCUGGUUUCUAAUACUCGGGGGCUACCGGACAAGAUCCUAGAACAUGUCCUGCAGGUCCAGAAUAGUGUUGUUGAACUUCAUGCCUCCUUCAGUGCAGCAGCUUCCUUCCAGGAUAUUUCUGACAGCAUGGUGUCUCAGAGCAAACAGGAAAUACGCAAAGCACAGGAGUCUCUGGAUGGGUUACUCGAUUAUUUGGUUCACAAUGUUCAUCUUAUUUGGCUUGUGGGUCCUUUUACACCUGCUGAAGAACCAGCUGCAGAUCCCAAAACAGAAGAGGAAAUUAACCAACCUGUCAACCUCUAA
Messenger RNA from Varanus komodoensis (Komodo dragon), 1278 nucleotides. RefSeq names its product perilipin-3-like. The transcript has 7 exons. Lineage: Eukaryota; Metazoa; Chordata; Lepidosauria; Squamata; Varanidae. Gene Ontology annotation, cellular component: lipid droplet; cytosol. The record is from RefSeq and is a predicted model, not a curated record. Gene Ontology annotation, biological process: positive regulation of triglyceride storage; lipid storage. The coding region runs from base 1 to 1278 and encodes 425 amino acids.